Molecule: messenger RNA, 1649 nt
Organism: Pseudocercospora fijiensis CIRAD86
Lineage: Eukaryota; Fungi; Ascomycota; Dothideomycetes; Mycosphaerellales; Mycosphaerellaceae
Exons: 2
Coding region: 6-782 (258 amino acids)
Biological process (GO): RNA processing; mitochondrial translation
Cellular component (GO): mitochondrial large ribosomal subunit
Molecular function (GO): ribonuclease III activity; structural constituent of ribosome
Source: RefSeq, a predicted model, not a curated record
CCAAAAUGAAGCCAAACCGCCCAUCAUUCGUCUGCGCAAGUUGCGCUCGCGCUCUGCGAAAUGCCACAAAAUCAGAAACCAACUUCACCUCCUCUCGUGCAGCCUCAACCGUCACACGAAUAAAUCCCAUUCGCACAUCCUCCCCCGAGUCGCAAUCCCAACUCCCAAGAUGGAAACAAACACCUGCCGCCCUGAAAAUGCCAAUAAGACUACGACCACAGCCGAAACAGCCAGUCUGGAGCGUAAACACCGACGACGAGAAAUUGAAUCAAGCCUACGACAACUUCUGUGGACGCGUGGGAGGAAAUAAAAGAGGAAGGGAUCUAUUGUCUGAUGAAGUAAAGUGGACAGCAAUAACCCACAAAUCCCACUCGCACGGAAACCAAGGCUUCAACGACCGUCUCGCCUACCUGGGCAAGCGCAUAUUGGACCUCCAAACCUCUAUAGCCCUCUUAUCCGCUCCAUCCCCCCAAAAUCCCUCUUACCCCAAAUCCGAAGUCUUCGCCCACCCGGCCCUCACAGGGUUAGAAAACGUCACGCAAGCCACAAAACUCCGAAUAGUAAACUCUCGUCGGCUUUCCACGCUCGCCAUGCAAUAUGGUUUGGAUAAGGUGAUACGAUGGAAGCCGAGACGUUCUGAUGAUUUGAAGGCCAGUGGUCAGGAGAGCGUGCUUGCGCAUACGGUUUUUUCCAUUGUGGGGGCGCUGGCCAUGCAGCAGGGUGGUGAGGUUGCGGCGAGGGCGGCGAGGGAGAGGGUUUUGCAGCCUCUGGGGUUGAGAUGAUUUAGUAAGAGCUGAGAAGAUGGAAUGCUGGAAUCGUGGAUGAGAUGAGAUUGGGGAGGUUUUGAUUCGGGUUGUGGAAGGGAGAGAUGCCUAGAGAUAUGUGAGAGAGGCCAAUGUAUGAGAUGGUAGCCAGGGUUUGUCUCGUCGUACAGGGAGCGCUGCUUCUUCUUAGUCUGAUAAGAACGAGAAGAGUCGAUUGAGCGAGGGAGGGAGCACACGUGGCUCAGCAUCAUGUGAGCGAGUCAAUGUAAUUCAUACAGAUUUGUACAGCAAACUUGCGGCGACACCAGCCGGGUUCAUUCAUAUGCACCAGCCAGUCAUCCAUAUGCACCAGCCAGUCCGGGUAUCUUCGAGUUCAUGUACCAUCAUCAAAGCCAUUUCAAGCGCCAUGCCUUUCCCCCCCUUAAUCCUCCGCCAAAGCCCCCAAAAUCAAACUCUGAAUCACAAACUCAUCAUUGACAAGUUUGACCUUUCCAUCAGUAGCAAACAUCUUGCCACUACCUUCAUCGUCAGACCUCUUCCUCUUCUUGCCAGCAGCAGUAGCACUCUUCCCACUGCCAAAGAUCUCACCUUUGGCAUCUUCGAAAAUACUCCCAUCAGCAUAAAUCCAUUUCCAAACACCUUCGUUUUCAGCCACAAGUUUCUUCGCAACACCGAAAUCCGCCACUCGCUUGACCUGGCCUGCACCCAACGCGAGCGUAAGGAAUGCGAAAGUCUUGCGUUUCUCUUCGUUGCCGCCGCCUUUGCGUGGGGCGACAAUGAGGAGACCUUCGCCGUUGAGGAGCUUGGCGCGGGAGGAGAUUGUGAUUGCAAGUUGGGCAGUCGAGGAGUCGUAUGGUGUAAGAGUUCGUGAGCGAAUCGAGCCCC